Molecule: messenger RNA, 616 nt
Organism: Copidosoma floridanum
Lineage: Eukaryota; Metazoa; Arthropoda; Insecta; Hymenoptera; Encyrtidae
Gene: EMC6
Product: ER membrane protein complex subunit 6
Biological process (GO): autophagosome assembly; protein folding in endoplasmic reticulum
Cellular component (GO): EMC complex; endoplasmic reticulum; membrane
Source: RefSeq, a predicted model, not a curated record
GCUAGCUAUCUUGAAACUGUAUUAUACUUAUUAAUUACUCUUUAAUCAAAAUUUGAUACUUAAGUACCUCAGUCUGCAAAAAAAUCUGGUGUCUCUUUGUGUAUAGUUCAACAAUUAACAUUUGAAAGCUGAUUAAAUGCUAAUUUUGUUUGUUCAAUAUUUAUCAAUUUUCUAACCCAAAAUGUCAACAAAAGAGCGUUUGAAACAAGACCAAUCAGAUAAUAUCAUUGCAUACAGUGAACUAGCCAUUAGGAAUAAUGCAGCAGUAGUAGAGUAUUGCAGAAUAUCAAUGGCUGCACUGUCAGGUGGCACUGCAGGUCUUUUAGGUCUCACAGGAUUGUGUGGAUUUGGAUUCUACGUUUUUGCAGUUAUUAGUUUAUGGGUUAUGUUGUUAACAAAAGCUGGUGGACAGUGGAAAAAAUAUUUUGUUAAUCGAAGAAGUUUACUGACUGGUGGAUUUUUUGGUGGCUUAUUUACAUACGUAUUAUUUUGGACAUUUCUAUAUGGAAUGGUUCAUGUCUACUAAGGCCUAAGAAUUAACAAGAAAAUGAUUGUAAGUUAAUCAUGCUUAUAAAUAUUUUCACAAAAAAUGCAGCUCUUAUUUAUAUACAUUUAA